Molecule: messenger RNA, 1305 nt
Organism: Emericellopsis atlantica
Lineage: Eukaryota; Fungi; Ascomycota; Sordariomycetes; Hypocreales; Bionectriaceae
Product: putative nuclear pore protein
Exons: 1
Coding region: 1-1305 (434 amino acids)
Biological process (GO): positive regulation of TORC1 signaling; cellular response to amino acid starvation
Cellular component (GO): nuclear pore outer ring; Seh1-associated complex
Molecular function (GO): protein binding; structural molecule activity
Source: RefSeq, a predicted model, not a curated record
AUGUCGGCGACGAUCUCCGCCCCGCCCUCGCCCAGCGAUGACAAGCCCUCGUUCGACCUGAACCUCCAGCACGGCCACAAGGACCUCGUCCAGUCCAUCGCCUUCAACACCUACGGCGACCGCUGCGCGACCGGCUCCGUCGACGGCUCGAUCCGCGUCUUCAACCGCGCCCGCGACGGCACCUGGCGCCUCUGCGAUACCUGGACCGCCCACGGCGCCGACGUCCUCGAGCUCCAGUGGCUCCCCGCCACCGUCUACCCGAACCUGCUCGCCUCGCUCGGUAUUGAGGGCUGGUUCCGCCUCUGGGCUGAGGACCCGAGCGCCGCCCCCGGUAGGCGCUUCUCGAGUGGCGGCCAAAAGUCUACCGGUCGCCCGGCCUUUGACACGCGCUCCUCCGGCAGGGCACCCUACAGGAGCUUCAGCGUGCGACACGUCGACGACGGCGCCGCCCGGCACACCUACCUUGCCCUGCUGGCCGCCGACGGCCGGCUGAGCAUCUUCGAGAACGACCAGCCCGAGAACCUGACCGAGUACACGCCCGUCGAUGAGUUCUUCAUCUGUCCCCGCCCCGCGCGAGGCGAGGAGGUCUCCUUCACGGUGCGCUUCGACCCCGGUCCCGAGCCGUGCUACGCGGCUAUUCGGGCGGGUGUGCCCUCGGAUGCGCUAGGCCUGGUCGUCGCGGGCAUGAGCACCGUCAAGGUCUACCGCUCGCGCGAUGUCGUCACCACGUCCUACGGCGUCCAGGCCACCUCCAAGGAGUUCUACUUGGCGGCCGAGAUCACGGGGCACAGGGGGCUGGUGCGGGACGUGGCGUGGGCGCCAGGUAACAUUAGAGGGUACGACAUCAUCGCAACGGCGUGUCAGGAUGGCUACGCGCGCGUGUUCAAGCUUGAGACACCACUGGACGCGGCCGACGCGGACGGCAAGUCGUGGUCCGCGACGGCCCUCCUCAAGCCAGACUCCACGGCCCAACGCGACGCCGCCUCGUCCGCGCAGCGGGAGGCGUCGGACAAGGCACACGGGCAUCACCCUUCGACGCUGAGCGCCAGCCUCGCCAAGUCGGGCGCCAAUGCCGAGCGGCAGUGGACGGGGCAGCCGGGGCAGGUGAGGCACGAGUACACGGAGAUUUCGAGGCUGGAGAGCCACCGUACGCCAAUAUGGCGGGUGGGUUUUGAUGACGACGGGCAGAUCCUGGCGACGACGGGGGAUGACGGCAAGCUGCUGUGCUACCGGCAGAAGCCUGACGGGACGUGGGCCAAGAGCUCCGAGCUGGCCAUGAUGAAGACCCGCAUGGCGGUGCCUUGA